Drosophila ficusphila is the source of this 477-nucleotide messenger RNA. RefSeq names its product mitochondrial import inner membrane translocase subunit Tim13. Lineage: Eukaryota; Metazoa; Arthropoda; Insecta; Diptera; Drosophilidae. The transcript has 2 exons. The record is from RefSeq and is a predicted model, not a curated record. Bases 85 to 339 code for a protein of 84 amino acids.
CUGUUAAGUUUUUGUGGUUGGUGGCUGAAGGUAUUGCCAUAUUUCCUUGUUGAAUUAAACUAUAGUUUUUAUAAAAUAAACACAAUGGCCAUGGCUAAUCUGGAUAAAGGUGAAAUCAUGGAUCAGAUGAAGCAACAGAUUGCUGUUGCAAACGCCCAGGAGCUGCUCAACCAAAUGACGCAAAAGUGCUUCAAAAAGUGUGUUAAUAAGCCGGGAACUUCUCUCGAUUCUUCGGAACAGAAAUGCAUUUCCAUGUGCAUGGACCGGUUUAUGGACUCGUGGAACCUCAUCUCUCGGACGUAUGGCCAAAGAUUACAGCGCGAACAAUCCAAGUUCUAGAGGCACACACCGGCGUCUGCAUUUGGGCCAGAUCGGACUAACUAUAUCUGCCAGCAAUUGAUUAGUUGUAAUAUAUACAGUUUAAUAAUGCAAUAAAAACAUGCAUUGCGUGUGUUACGUGAUUCUGAUAACAACGUG